GGGCAGCCUGUGCAGAUCGCCAGCCCUGAAUGCUUCUCCUGGCUCUGCAGUCAGCAUGCAGCAGCAACCAUCAUCAGGACCCUUGGCUCCUUCUGCAGAGCCCACCAAGCCCCCUUACAGCUACAUAGCCCUGAUUGCCAUGGCUAUCCAGAGUUCACCGGGUCAACGGGCCACCCUCAGUGGCAUCUAUGGCUACAUCAUGGGCCGCUUCGCCUUUUACCGGCACAACCGGCCGGGCUGGCAGAACAGCAUCCGCCAUAACCUGUCCCUCAAUGAGUGCUUCGUCAAGGUACCUCGCGACGACCGCAAGCCAGGCAAGGGCAGCUACUGGACCCUGGACCCCGACUGCCAUGACAUGUUCCAGCAUGGCAGCUUCCUCCGCCGCCGCAGACGCUUCACCAAGCGCACAGGUGCCCAGGGCACCAAGGGCCCUAUCAAGGCAGACCCCAGGCCUCUCAGAACCACCAGCCUGGACCCAGGCACCCCCAACACCACUACUGGCAAGUUGUGCCCAUUCCCACCAGAGGUGCCAAACCCCAAGGGCCUAAGCUUUGGGGGUCUGAUGGGGUCUUUGCCAGCCAGCGUAUGUCCAGCAACCAGUGAUGCCAGGCCCCAGUUGCCCAUUGGACCCAAAGAGAUGUGCUCAACCAAGUCUACAGGCCCAAGAGAGCUCACCUCGCCCUCCCCAUGCCCAGCAUUCGGCUUUUCUGCUGCCUUCUCUGAAGCGGAGAGUCUCAGCAAGGCCUCCACACCUGGUGUGGCCCCUGAGGGCGUGGGGAGCAGCUACCAGUGCAGGAUGCAGGCGCUGAAUUUCUGUGUGGGGACUGACCCGGGCCUUGAACACCUCUUGGCCUCUGCAGUUCCCACCCCAGCACCUUCGACUCCUUCAGCCUCUCACCGGGCACUGCCCUUGCCAGCUGACUCCAAGGAACCCUGGGUGGCUGGGAACUUCCCUGUCCAGGGAGGUUCCGGGUACCCCCUGGGGCUACCUCCUUGCCUUUACCGGACACCAGGAAUGUUCUUCUUCGAGUGACUGCAGCAGUCCCUCUGCAGGGCCUCUGUCAACUGUUCUCUGCAGAUUCAGUCUGCCUAUUGGACCUAGGACACUCUUCAAGGACCCAGCCCUGGCAGGCCAAGGACUGUGAGGAACGGAAGACAGAAGUGAGCAGUCGUCAGCCAGGUCCCCCGGGCCUCCUGACAA
Arvicola amphibius (Eurasian water vole) is the source of this 1201-nucleotide messenger RNA. RefSeq names its product forkhead box S1 (gene Foxs1). NCBI's taxonomy places the organism in Eukaryota, Metazoa, Chordata, Mammalia, Rodentia, Cricetidae. The transcript has a single exon. Gene Ontology annotation, molecular function: RNA polymerase II cis-regulatory region sequence-specific DNA binding; DNA-binding transcription factor activity, RNA polymerase II-specific. The record is from RefSeq and is a predicted model, not a curated record. Gene Ontology annotation, biological process: anatomical structure morphogenesis; cell differentiation; regulation of transcription by RNA polymerase II. The coding region runs from base 56 to 1033 and encodes 325 amino acids.